GCACGAUCGUCUCCUUCCUUUCGGCAACCUCCGCCAUUAAGAAGCUCUCGAGCACACUCACGGGAGCGAGCAAAGAAGCUCUGACACGCCACCAUACUCGACGCUACAGCUCAACCGCCGCUACUACAACUUUUCGCGGGAAAGCAUCGCGUCGGCCGCACCGGGCACCGGCUCAACGGCUUCGCUGCAGCCUUCGCGUGCACUCUUAAACGUCCCGUGCCCGGCUCCCACUGCACGCAGUAUGCAGCCGGCGAUGCAUGGUCGCGCACAGUAGCUACAGUUUCUGCUCUGCCUCUGGCCCGCGUCGUGCUCCAUGGAUCAUAUCAGUAUCAUCACCAAGCGCGCCACGGAGAGGGAAUGCAAUGCCAACGGGCAGCCGCCGCCGCUGCUCGACUCGCCGCUCCCCACGCCGCGGCGGUCGUGCGCCUCGGUCGACGCGUCGCGCGCGCGCUGCCGCCGCGGCGCGUCGCCGCUCCGGACGCAUGUGCCGUUCUCCUGGGAGAGCUCCCCGGGCGUGCCCAAGAAUAACGGCGGCAGAGACACGGACAAGAAGGCGACGGCGGCGAUGCCGCCGCCGCCGAGGCCACCGCCCGGGCGCCCGCAGCCGUGCCUCGCCAGGAACAGCUACUACGGCAACACGAGCGAGGCGAGCACCGACGACGACGACGACGACCGGUCCUUCUCCGACGCGCUGGACAGGAUCUCCUCGCCCGAGCGCACCGGCUCCUUCGACUGGAUCACGUCCAAGCGCUUCGAAGACAUCUUCGUCGGCCGCGCCACGAGCUUCGCCAAGGACCGGCCCCGCCACCCUCCCGCGGAAGCCGCCGACUUCUCGGCCUCGGGCAGGCAUCCGAGGCAGCCGCGUCGUGGCAGCACGCGCCGCGGCCACGGCGACGAGGACCGCCGGUGGACGCCUAGGCUGCUCAACGACAACGUCCCCAUGCAGCUGAUGCAGCGGAUCAGGAUGGACGCGGAGGCCGAGGAGAUGACCCCAAGAGCCUGCGGGCUCAUGGUGUUCUUCCCCUGGAGCGCGAAGCCGGCGGUGUGCGGGUUCAGGGGGAGCCUCGCGCCGGCGGCGACGCCUCGCCCCGGAGCCGACGCGCCCUCACCGCGUCCCCACAGCCGCAGGAUCACCACCACCACACUAGGCGACGUCAUAAAGGAAGAUAACGAAGCCACCGGCGGCGACUCGCGGCAGCCGCGCGGCGAGAAGAAGAGGGGCCGUGAGGACGCGCAGCAGAGCCGCCGGUGGGGCGUGUCGUCGUUGCUGGACACGAGCAAGAAGUACUGCACCGAUGCCCGGAAGGCUCUGAGCAAGCUCUCCAUUGGGCUCGGAGCGGACAGCGGCAGCCCGAGGGUUAGCAGCGAGGGGAGGAGCGGCAGGCUGCGCGACGGUUUCUCAUCAACGCCGGCGACGCCCGCGAAGCUGACGCAGCUGAAGGCUACCAGGAACUGAUGCGCCUGGACAGCAGCAAUUCUCUGCACAUAUAUGUGCGCAAGUUCGAUGCUCUGAUCUCCUGACAGCUAGAAUAAAUGGCUAAUUGUAAUCUUGGUAUGCAUUUAGUAGGUACUCGUCCUACUGUUUUGUGGUAAUCGUGUGAAGGAACUAUCGUUGUAGCCUGUAGCCUGCACAGUGCACGCAAUGUUUGCUGUCCCAACUGGUCUUGUACUUGUUAGAUUGAAAGUACAUUAUGUUUUCUGAAACUAGUGUCAGUGUGUAUAAUCUAUUUAAUUAGCAAUAUGAAGGCUAAGACUUAGAUGCUCAAAAGAAAAA
This is a messenger RNA of Panicum virgatum (switchgrass), 1774 nucleotides long. RefSeq lists its product as uncharacterized. Lineage: Eukaryota; Viridiplantae; Streptophyta; Magnoliopsida; Poales; Poaceae. The coding region runs from base 314 to 1456 and encodes 380 amino acids. The record is from RefSeq and is a predicted model, not a curated record. The transcript has a single exon.